Messenger RNA from Caenorhabditis angaria, 724 nucleotides. Lineage: Eukaryota; Metazoa; Nematoda; Chromadorea; Rhabditida; Rhabditidae. The record is from the annotation of a GenBank genome assembly.
AUGAAAAAACAGAUUGUAGCCAAAGAGUGAGUUGGUUCGAAUUGACAAAAUAUUUUGACUCAUCGAUUUUAUUCAGAGAAACAAAAAAUAAAACGAAAAAAGAACCAGAAAAGUGUUCUGUCACAAAUGAAAAUAAUAAAAUGACAAAAAAAGAAGGAACAAAAACUGUGAGUUGGAUUCCAUUGGAGAAAAAAUCAAAAACACCAAACAAAGUGAUUAAAAUUAAAAGGUAAUUUUGCAAUUUUAGUUGUAUCAAAUUUGUAUUCUUGUUUGAUUACAGAAAAGAUGAAAGAUUGAGCAGAAAAGUCAAAAAAUCCAUAGCCGAAACGAACAAAUUAUUAGCUGAAGCAGAUUCUGUUUUCAAAGCAAUUGAUGUAUGAUGAACGAAUUAUAAGAAUUAUAAACAACUGUUAAAUUUUUACAGACAAUUAAUUCGAAUUAUCGAGAAUCGAAAAGUGUUAUAAAAGUCAAGUUAAACUCGAAUAGCCACGAAUAUAGUGAUGCUCAAGUAUUAGAAAAAGCUGUAAGAGUUUCUAAAGUUUUUAAUCAAAUUUUCUUAAACAAAUUUCAGCAAAUAAACCACUUUGCGGAAAGAAUAAGUCGAUCAUUAGAAGGAUUGAAGCAAAUCGAAUCAGAAGUUGAAAAAACAGUAAAAUUUAGUAGAGAAAUUGCUGAAGAAGCGGAGAAGAGUUGGUAUAUUCGAUGGUUACGUUAUAUUUACUAA